Messenger RNA from Neohortaea acidophila, 1116 nucleotides. RefSeq lists its product as uncharacterized. Lineage: Eukaryota; Fungi; Ascomycota; Dothideomycetes; Mycosphaerellales; Teratosphaeriaceae. The coding region runs from base 1 to 1116 and encodes 371 amino acids. The transcript has 2 exons. The record is from RefSeq and is a predicted model, not a curated record.
AUGUCUAUGAAUUUAGCGAAUUUACUCAAUGAUGGGAAGCUCAAGAAGAGCUUCAUGGUCGCCACCCUGGUGACCACCAUCCUUGGCACCUUCUCCACCUCCCUAGCCCUCCACGAUAAAGUUCAAGAGAAACGGUUCCAGUCCAAGCAGAAGAAGCUCGACGCCUCACAGGAUGACAAGAUCAACGACCUUGAGCGUAAAGUCAAAAGAAUUCAAAACGGCGAGGAGAAUGGCGGCCGGUCGCGUUCCACAUCCCGCAACCGCCGUCCCAAACCCCGCCGUCGCAGCACGGGAGACGAUGGAGACAGCGACGACUUUGACCGGCAAGCGCGUCGCUCGCGCGCCGUAAUUGCGCGCGAGUUCCAGGAUAACGUGGAUCGCUUGGGCGCCAAGUACGCGCAGGGCGACAUCAUCUCGGAGAACCGAUUGCAGGCACAGGUCAUCGCGCUCCAGCAGACCGUAAUCGACGUGCUGCAGGACGCUUUGAUGAGCGGUCGCUCUCUGACCAAAGCCGAUGUGCGACGGCUCAUUGCAGCGCAAAAUCGCGCACGUGAUGGCUCGCUCGAGGCUCUGCACGAUCAAUACAAUCGAAUGAUUCAGACCUCCGGCCGACGACCAUCGGCGUUGCUUGAGAACCAACCUGUCUUUCCUCCCACCCGCCAACUGACCGCCCCGGCCAUUGCCUCACCAAUCGACGACUCGUUCCCACCGGCGCGCCGGUCACGCACAUUGCCAGCAAACGCAGACUCGGCUUCAAAUCCGCAAGGACUGUACUGUCGCUACGCCUACGACCUCCAAAACAACUACCGCAAAGGCGUGAGUUCCGCUUUUGCGCCCUCGGGCUCACAACGAUGCCCCGCCUGCGACCUCCGGCUGCCUGUGACUGGCGACAAGGUUUGGGUGGUGGAGAGCGGCGAGGGCUCGUGGACCAUUGAUCCCAGACUGGUGCUCAAGUCGCACACGGCCCAAGGGGAUUAUGUGUGCGUUUUGUGCUACAAUGAUCGCGGCAGAGAUGCCGAUUGCUUUUGUUCGAGUGUCGACGCGCUGAUUAAGCAUACUGGUCGCAUGCAUACCCGAGAGGAGUUUGAUCGGGAGGUUGACAUCUUCCAAUCGUAG